This is a messenger RNA of Macadamia integrifolia, 5632 nucleotides long. Its product is annotated as protein HUA2-LIKE 3-like. Bases 16 to 5352 code for a protein of 1778 amino acids. The transcript has 18 exons. The record is from RefSeq and is a predicted model, not a curated record. NCBI's taxonomy places the organism in Eukaryota, Viridiplantae, Streptophyta, Magnoliopsida, Proteales, Proteaceae. Gene Ontology annotation, biological process: response to oxidative stress; regulation of transcription by RNA polymerase II. Gene Ontology annotation, molecular function: double-stranded DNA binding; glutathione peroxidase activity; transcription coregulator activity. Gene Ontology annotation, cellular component: nucleus.
UAUUCUAAUGUGGGUAUGUUUUACAGUGCUUUCUGCAAUCCUGCUGAUGUUGAGGCAUUUACAGAAGAGAAAAAAAAUUCUUUGCUUAUUAAACGUCAAGGUAAAGGGGCUGACUUUGUUCGUGCAGUGGAGGAGAUUAUUGAUAGCUAUGAGAAGACAAAGAAACAGGACCAAGAUGUUGAGUUCAACUCAGGUGAUGAAGGUACUGUGUCAAACACUGGGAAUUCAGAGGGUUCUGGUGGAAAAUCAUGGAUGAAUGGUCCAACACAUGAUCCUGUGAGGAUUUCCAGUUCUCAUUCGGAGUCCUUACAUGCUUCUAGGGAUAGCAACGAGUCAUGCAAGCACAUUGUUGUUCCUGUUUCUGCAAUGCAUAUAACUGAACUGCAGGAUAUGGAUACAGUAUCUGAGGAGCGUAUGGGAAAUUCACUGUUUCUUACUAACCUUCAAGAAACAAGUUUGAAGACCAAUACUGCGUCGGGAAAAAGAUCAAGAGAAACACAACUUCAAGGAUGUUUUGUGCAGAGGAGGGCACCAUCGGUUCGAAGGUCUAGAAGUUCAUUGAAGGUUGAUCCUUGCAAACUUCAAAGCUUUAUUAGGCCUUUUAAUGGUUGUAGCAAGACUACUGAAUUUGUAGCCCAUGCUGCUAGUUUUGAUGAACCCUUGACAAAUAAACGGAUCAGGAGAUCACUGAAUCCCAGUGUUCAGCAGGAUGUAGAUUCACCAGUCCGUUCUGCAGCUUUAGCUUCUAAUGGUAGUAGUGAGGACAAUAGUUCUGAAGUAGUUGCAACUAACUCUGAUACAAUUAGUUUGAAUGAAGGAAGCACAUUGGAAUCCAUCUGCAAAUUUGGACACCAUGAGAUUCUUGGAUGUUUGGAGAGAGAUGUGGAGUUGAAUGAAAGGCUUGAUCUCCAGAGUAAUACAGUUGUCCUUAAGAAGAGAAGAAAGCCAAAUAGAAAGCGAGUUAUUCAGGAUGCAGCAGAAUGUACUGCCAGACCUGACAAAGAGGCGAGUGUUGGGACUGAUAUAACUAUAUCUGUACAAAAUUCUCCUUGUGAGAAGUUAGAUGAGAGGUCAGGUAAAGGAGAUGGGGAUGAACACCUACCUUUAUUAAAGAGAGCUAGGGUUCGAAUGGGUAAACCAUCUAGAGAGGAGGAGGCUGAUAAUUCGAUGCACACAGAAGAGAAGCCUUCAGAGGAUGAAUUUGUUUGUAAGACAUCGAAAAAGGAGACGGAGCAUGACAACCCCAUGAACACAGAAAUGAAACCUUCGAAGGAGUUUCUUGUUAAUAAGGAGGUUGAUGAUUCCAUGCACACAGAAGAGAAGCCUUCAGAGGAUGGUUCUGUUUGUAAGACAUCAAAAAAGGAGAUGGAGCAUGACAACCCCAUGAACACAGAAAGGAAACCUACUAAGGAGGUUCUUGUUAAUAAUUCGGAGCAGAUUUCCGCUUCCACAUUUUGUUAUGAUAAUUGUUCUGUUGGUAAAACCUCAUUGGAGGCGAAGGGGACAGUGAGUAGUUUAUCACCUUUGAGAAAUUUCUCCCAUAUUACUGAGAAUGGAACCACAUUUUGGAAAGCUAGGAAAUAUCAAUGGUGUGGUGGGUCGUUGGAUGGGGAAGCCGCUUUACCUCCAUCUAAACGCCUUCAUCGGGCUCUGGAAGCUAUGUCUGCCAAUGCAGCUGAAGAUGAUCAAGCAGGCAGUGAAGCUCCAGUGGCCACAAAAAUGCUGUCUAGCAGCUCAUCUGAUUUGAGUCCUUGCCAUUUUAUUGACGGUAGUGACGUAAAGAAUGUCUUGGAAGGACAAAAUAUUAGUGAUACAUCCAGGUGUGCUGCCAGCUUUACCCCACCAACUAAUGAGGGACAGAUGGAAGCUUCUGAUAUGAAAGCUUCUGACCACAUUGUGAGAAGUUCCUCUAGCUCAAGACAAGGGGUUGUUGCCCAAGAACGGUUUAGUGAGGGUUUGAAUGUUGAAAUUUCCAAAGAUCUUGAAGAUUCACCUGUUGAUACUGAAAUUGUGAAACUGGAUGUUGAUGUUAGAAGUUCACAACCUUGUUCGUCUAACUUUGAUGAGAGGCAGGAUAGUUUUGUGUCUGGUCAAUUGGAUCAGCCUUCAUCUUCCACAGAAGAAAGUAAAAAUGUUAUUGUUGAUACAGGCAAACAGUGCUCUGAUUAUACCUUAGGUGAAGAGGGUUGUUCUCAUGCAGAUAAAACAGGUAAUGAGAAUUAUGGUAUUUGCCAGGAACCAGAUUCUAUCUCUGAGGCUAAAGAUAUGGGCAAUUUCUCAGCUCUGAAUGGCACUAAUCUGCUUCUCUCUGCUGCUGACUGUGGCUGUGGUGAGGAUAUGAAAUCUCUUAAAUCUCCAACAUAUGCUAACAACAGCAAUAAUGACAUGUGUGAGGCUGCGCAAGUAGUUAAACAUAAACAGACACAGGAGGGUUUAGAUGCUUCUCCUUGUUCGACACCAAUGAAAGUUUUAAUUGCUGCUGCGCAGGCUAAGAGACACUUGUCUAGAUCAUUCUCUCUUUCUGAUAAUCCUUUGGACAAUAAGGUCAUUGUGGAAGCUGUCUCAUUUUCAUCUCCAAGUAAUAGGUUUGAGUCUGCUGAGCAAGUGUCACCUUCCAAGACCUCGAGUUCUCAUGCUCAUGCUUUGGAUAAUAGAAUUGAUAUAUGUAACGGUACUGGAAGUCCUGAUGUUCUUCCACACCAUAAAAAACCUGAGCAUUUGCUAGAUGUGGAAGGAAAAGGGAAAUUCGAACCUACAUCUAAUAGGCAGAAUUCCUUCAGUAAAUGGAGUGUCCAUGCAGAAGUAAAUGCUGCACGGAAAUCUUUUGAGCUUAUGCUUGAAACGUUGUCAAGGACGAAGGAGAGUAUUGGUCGAGCAACACGCCUUGCAAUCGACUCUGCAAAAUAUGGCAUUGCCUUUGAGGUGGUGGAUAUUCUUGCACGGAAUUUGGAAAAUGAAUCAAGCUUGCACAGAAGAGUGGACCUGUUCUUCCUUGUGGAUUCUAUUACUCAGUAUUCUCGUGGCCAGAAAGGUGGUGUUGGGGAUGAAUACCUUUCAGCUGUUCAAGCAGCGCUUCCGCGUCUGUUGUCAGCAGCUGCUCCUGCUGGAAAUGCUGCAAGGGAAAACCGCAAGCAAUGUAUGAAGGUAUUGCGACUAUGGCUUGAACGGAAAACACUACCAGAAUCAAUUGUUCGCCACCAUAUGCGAGAACUUGAUUCUAUUGCUGAUGCAUCUGUUACUAGUGUCUUUGCUCGUCGGCCAUCAAGAUCUGAGAGGGCUUUAAAUGAUCCUGUCCGAGAAAUGGAGGGAAUGCUUGUUGAUGAGUAUGGAAGCAAUACUAGCUUUCAGCUGCCGGGUUUUAACAUGCCACAGAUGCUAAAAAAUGAAGAGGAAGAGAGUGAUUCGGAUGAGAAAAACUUUGAAGCUGUUACUCCUGAACAUGAGUCUGAAGUCCCUUUAGAGCAGGAAACAGCCUCCACAUCUCUUAAUGACAAGCAUCGACAUAUUUUGGAAGAUGUUGAUGGUGAGCUUGAAAUGGAAGACGUGGCUCCAUGUUGUGAAGUUGAAUUGAAUUCCAUCUAUGAAGGUGCAGGAGUUGAUGCCAUACAUACUUCACAUUGUCAAUUGGAUCAGCAUAUUCCCUUGCCCUUUGCCCCUCCACUUCCUGAAGAUGUACCACCAACUCCUCCCCCUCUGCCAACUUCCCCACCACCUGUGGCUCCUCCUCCACCUCAGCUCCCUCCCCCUCCAUUGGCCAUUCCUCGGGCCAUUACUGAUAAUGGUGAUUCCAGUCAUUACAGGGGUACACAUAACAUUCAAAACCACUACCAACAAUCUAUGGCUCAGCAUAGUGGCAGCAAUGGGAUGACCUUGGAUACGGUUCCUUACUUUGCUCCCAGAUAUAGUGAUCUUCCCAUUCCAAUACACAAACCUAGCUCUUCUUCUGGUUCCCGUGAUAGCCUUCCUGGCUCUCAUCCAUCUACUGUGCAGUCUGGGAAUAAUGUUCCACAGACAAAUGGUGCACCCAUGGAUAACAAGGCUUACCGUCUACUGCCUCCACCUCCCAUGUCAUCAAAUCAGUUUUCCUAUGUUCAGGGUGGUCAGAAUUCUCACUCUUGGAGGGAAACAUCAUGCUCUUCGUUCACAAAGAAAUUCCAAGUUGUUCCAGAUAUGAAUGGGGGAGACUUCUAUGCUGGUCGAGAUACAGUGAAAUUCUCACCACGUGAGAUUGGUGAUGGAGGCAGACUUUCUGCACCUGGUCAUCCAGGCUCUGCUUAUUUUGAUAAAGCUGAGGGGUCAUAUACGCCUGUUUCUUCCUUCUAUGGGCCACCACGUGAACCUGCAAGAAUUCCAAAUCGUGGGUGGGCUUUACCUCCCAGAGGAUUGAAUUAUAGGCAUUCUACACCUGUAAGACCUCCAGAAGUUCCAAACUUUUGGAGACCAAGAUGGUCAUCCCCAGGGAACUAUUAUCGAGGAGACGAUACAACACUGAUGGAUGGCAUGUUCAGCCUACGUCAUUGUACAUAUGUAUUUUAUCCUGGUUUCUGCAAAUGCAGAAGGCAGAUAGGCAGUCAUCGUGGAGAGUUUGGACAGCCGGCUUUGAAACCGUAUUCUUCAAAGAGUCUGAAAGAGUGUUGUCCCUUUGUAGCCAUCAUUGCUGGAAUGCCAAACUCGUUUUCCUCACUUUUUGCCUCGGUGAGAUUCAGGCGGUUACUUGCAUGGCCAAAGAGGGAGAUGGUGACCCUCUCAACUGGCAUCUUAUCCAAGGGGGGCGUCCCAGGAAGUGCAUUGGGGUAUUUCUGCAAACCAAAGGUUCAAGCUGCAGAAAAGAGUCUGAUGGGUUCUUCUCAAUCCGUUCAAGAUCACUGUAUCCAUGAAUUCACAGUUAAGGAUAGCAGAGGUCAGGACGUUGAUCUUAACAUUUACAAAGGGAAGGUUCUUCUUGUUGUUAAUGUUGCUUCCAAAUGUGGUCUUACGGACAGCAAUUACACGGAGUUGACAGAACUCUACAAUAAAUUCAAGGACAAAGGUUUGGAGAUAUUGGCAUUUCCAUGCAAUCAAUUCUUGAAUCAAGAGCCUGGCACAGGCCUCCAAGCAGAGAAUUUUGCUUGUACACGAUACAAGGCUGAGUAUCCAGUUUUCCAAAAGGUUUGCGUGAAUGGUCCAGAUACAACACCAGUCUACAAAUUUUUGAAGGCUAGUAAACCCGGAAGAACAUUUGGGUCAAGGAUCAAAUGGAACUUCACGAAGUUCCUAGUGGAUAAAGAAGGCCAUGUUAUCAGCCGGUAUUCACCUACAACUUCCCCAUUGUCCAUCGAGCAAGACAUCCAUAAAGCACUGGGGUUUGAAUGAGGCUUUACAGACAAGUUGGGUAUACAAUGAGUCAGAUACCCGUUAGGAAAUGAGAAAUGCAGAAUGACAUUGAUGUAUUUAAUUGUUUGCUGUUUUUUCAUGUAUGUAGUAACCUUGUGUUUGGUCUGUAUUGUUAUUUUUGUUAAGAUGUUUGAGUUCCAACGUGGCAAACACUUAGUAUCUAAGACUAAAAGGGUUUGAUGAAGUUUGUUGUCAUAAUCUCUUGUAAUUCGCUCCAACCUGUCAGGUAUAAACAGAAGUCUGGUCUAUAUCUGUGCCA